AUGCAGUCCAUGUGGGACUCAUUCCAGUACAGCUACGGCUACUGGCAAGGUCGCCUGGGUAGCUUUGGGCUAUCAACUCUGGUCGGAAAAGCUACAAACCUGAUCAGCUUACCGCUACCAUUUCUAUCGCUCGUUGCGGUACCCCUAUUCGGGGGGUCUUCGACGCGCAUGAGCUUGGUGUUUGUCUACCUCACUUGGACGAUCUUACUUCUGAGCCAUGACCCACUCACUCUUGAGUUCUAUGGCACGCUUUUCGUGAGGCUCAUUUUCUAUCUUCUCCCAGCCCUGCUGUUCCUCGCAUUCGACUGCAUAGUUCCGAAGCUCAGCAAAAAUGUCAAAGCACGCGGAGCGAGGCAUCUUCCUCAUCAACUUGGUCGAAAGAGGGUUCUGAGUAUUGUUGGCGUGGCUGUAGGAAACGUCCUACUUGGCGUCGUUUUGCAGGUCGGCUUGGAGUGGGCAUGGACUGAGCUCUUCCACUUCCGGAGCCUGAUCAAAAUAUCGCGUAUACCGACAAUGCCUUUGCCUUGGAGCGUUGCUAUACAUCUAGCCCAGGGAUUCGCUGUAAGGGGUGUCUCGCACUACUACAUCCAUCGCUAUGUGCUGCACGGCCGCAAAACGGUCCUCAAGACAUGGCAUCUUCGCUGGCAUCAUAGCGUUGACCUCCCAUUCAGUGUAGUCGCAGCGUACGACCAUCCCGUCAAUUAUCUGCUGUGCACGUGGCUUCCGACGGUCCUACCGGCGUAUUGCUUUGGAUGGCAUGCUCUAACGUGGUUCACAUUCUUGGCUCUAACCAGCUUGGAAGAGCUCUUCAUAUUCUCCGGGUACAACGUUCUGCCUUCAGCAAUCUUGCUCGCGGGAACGGCUCGGCGUAUCGAAGCACAUUUUGACUCCGUGAAGAGCGGUAGUUCCGCUGGAAACUUUGGUCACAUCGGAGUGAUGGACUAUAGCUUGGGAACCGCUUGUAAGGGCGUAGACAUUAUGGACGACGUGCAAGACGAGGCGGCAAAGCAUCGCCUCCAGGAAAGAAUCGAUAGUGCCGUCAAGGCCGCGUUAGAAAGCCAGCGGAAGGAAACCAACAACAGCGAGCAGUCAAGAUCAUCCGCUUUCUUGGACAAGCUGGGAGGUCGGAGCGGAAAGGAAGAUGCAAGCGAUGGUCAACGUGCAACGCGCAGAAGCGGACGGACGAGAUGA
Ramularia collo-cygni is the source of this 1191-nucleotide messenger RNA. RefSeq names its product related to C-4 methyl sterol oxidase. Gene Ontology annotation, molecular function: C-4 methylsterol oxidase activity; iron ion binding. The coding region runs from base 1 to 1191 and encodes 396 amino acids. Gene Ontology annotation, biological process: ergosterol biosynthetic process. Lineage: Eukaryota; Fungi; Ascomycota; Dothideomycetes; Mycosphaerellales; Mycosphaerellaceae. The transcript is spliced from 7 exons. The record is from RefSeq and is a predicted model, not a curated record.